CCCUUCUCUCCUCAGUCUCCUCCGGGGUUGCUUGCUAAGUUCUCGUCGACACACCACUUCACUUCACAUUAUUCUGAGACUGGAUACGACGAGCAGUGAAGAAGACAUGGCUUCACUUCACAAAACAUUUCUACUGUUGUUUCUUCAUGUUUGCCUCCUCCACAUGAGCGUGUGGGCCAAAGUGGAGGUGACUAUGCAUGAGAGUAUGGAGGUUUACCUGGAUGACAUGGCACAGAUCCCCUGCCAGUACAGCUUCACUGACAACAAUGAGCCCAGCUUCGUCAUGAUCCAGUGGUUUGUGAGAGUUAAAGAAAGCAGCUCACGUGUUCGGAUCUUCUACCUUGGUGGCAAUGAACGGAUGGCUGACGACGAUACAGAAUACACCGGUCGCAUCAACAUGACUAAAGACGAGCACGGGACUCAACUCACCAUCCGGAAUAUUCAGCUCUCUGAUGAGAGGGAAUUCUUCUGUCAGGUUAACGGUAUGGCAGCCGGGAACGCUGAGGGAAAGACCUACCUCAGAGUGUUUGCUCCUCCUGAGGCUCCAGUGAUCGAGGGUGUACCGGCUGGAAUAUCUGUGACCAAGGAAGUGCCAUCAAAGAUUGCAUCAUGUGAAGCGCGGAACAGCUUUCCUAAACCUAACAUCACCUGGUACAGGAACAACGUGCCACUGAUACCUGAACAAGGAUAUGUAAAGGUGUGGACCCUCGUUUCGCAGUCCAAUGGUUUCUUCUCACUCCAGAGCACACUGGAGUACAGAGUGGUCAAAGAGGACAAAGAUGCUCAUUUCUCCUGCGAGGUCAGCUUCUUUGUCCCUGGAGCCAUCAGGACAGUGGAGUCCAACAGCAUCAACAUCACUGUUCACUACCCCACCACCAUGGUGGAGCUGUGGAAGGACUCGCCCCAGGGCCUGGUCAAAGAGGGGGAUACUGUGGAGCUGCGUUGCCAGGGUGAUGGCAACCCCCCGCCGUCGUUCAUUUUCAACAGAGAACAAGAGCUGGAUGUAGACUUGGAGAGCAGCGGUGAUGUGUUGAUCCUGUCACCGGUGUCACGGAAAGACAGCGGGAUCUACCAGUGUCGCCCUCUGGAUUCGGAUAUUUACUCUGACAUCAAAGGAGAGAUGCAGCUCACUGUGCACUAUUUGGACCCAGCUGUGGUGGUACCAAAAGAGUCAGAAGUGAUGCUCAAAGGAGAAGAUCUGACUGCAACGUGCAAUGCUCUAUCCUCCCUGAAAACACACACGGUUUGGUACAAGGAUGGAGAACAGUUGGGUAAAGGGAACACACUUCACUUGAGAGAUGCCACCUAUGAAACAUCUGGAGAGUACGUCUGUGAGGUGACCGUUCCCUCCCUGCCUGCCCUGCACACCAGCGGCUCAGUUCACAUCAUCGUCCAAGGUGGUCCUCAGAUGGUGGGAUUGGAGCAGGAGGUGCAGCUGGAGGAGGCAGCGGGCCGAAUGGUGAAUCUGAGCUGUGAGGCUCAGGGUCACCCACUGCCCAGCAUUUCCUGGAACAUCGUUGGCAGCCAGAACUGGCAGGAAGUGGUGAUCAAGGCAAACGAGCACAUGACACACAGCGUGGUGUCGGUCAAGGUCACCUCGGACAUCAGCGCUCUGUGCAACGCUUCCAACGACAUGGGCACCGAGGUCAAAGCUUUCAGCAUCAAAGCCAUUCCCCAACUCACCUCCACCGCCCCCUUCUCUCCCGCUGAAGGCAGCGGAGUGAUCAUCGUGGUGAUCAUUCUGUGUCUGCUGCUGCUCGCCAUCCUUGGCAGCGUUCUCUACUUCUUGCACAAGAAGGGAAAGAUACCCUGUGGACGCUCGGGGAAACAGGAGAUCACCAAAGAGAAGACCACCAAAGAUGACAUUGUUGUAGAGAUGAAGAGCAACACAAAGACUGAGGAUGCUGUCCUGUUAAAGGCUGUCAAUGGAGACAAAAAGGGCCCCAAUGAGCAGUAAAUCAGAGAUGUUGUGCAGCAGGAGGCAGCACACGUGAAGACAGCGGUCAGUGUGCAUCGGAGCCCAAGAGACAACAAACAAAGGCUCUCACUGAUCUGAGACCUGCAGGGUGACACCACCUCACAGCCUGGACAUUCUCCCAACAUGCUUUGUUCUCAGCAGUAUUCACUAGAUUGACACAUACAUACACAAACAAACACACUCACAGGUUUCUAUGUACAAAUGUGUAUUUUCUUUAGAGUGAAUGUUCUCCUUAAACACUCAUUUUCUUCAUUUGUUUUGUAUUAUUUCAGCUCUUUCUCAGCUGUCGUUCAGUGUGCGUUUGAUGAUGUCCCGUAUGCAUCAUCUGCUUUUGUUUGUUUUUCUAUGAAAGUGUAUAUAUUAUAUAUAUUUUGUUAUUUAAGAUAUUUUGGCACUCAGAUUCUGUCAAUUGGUAGCGUCUGGGUCAUGUGCAUGUUGAUCCGUGUUCAUGGGUCCAGGUGAGUUUCAGGACAGGAAAUAAUGUCAGAGACCAAACACCAGCUGCUCCUCUGCUGCAGUGCUCUACUGACACACCAAGGGAGGACCUGGGUCGUGUGGUUUAUGGCUAACAGGUUUUUUGUUUGAAAUUAAAUAGACAAAAUCAAGAAACAAGCUGUUUCCCAGGUACACUUUGAAAAUAGUGGUGCAAAACAUAGUGGAAAAAAUGUGCCCUCAGGUCUUUCAGAAAGUUUGAUUUUGAUUUGAGAAUCAAAAAUGAUUUCAUUUUUUCCAGUUUGUGUUAUCUGAUGCAGGUAUCAUGAAUAAAUAAAUGUUAGAGCCCCACUGAUCUGUUUUUUAGUAUUCUUUUUUUUAAAUCUAUGAUAUGAUGAAAACCAGAUUUCCUCUUUAUUCAUUUCUUUUUGGAUUACAAAAAUUAAGAGAAAACAAAAAUAGUUUUUUUAUUCUUUAUUUAAAGAGUAACUGAACCUUAGAAUGUCAAAUUAGGUGCCCAGACCCCUGUCACUACUGUCCCUUAUCAGCCACAACAUCAUUUGGUCUGUUCUGCUAAUAUGGUUUAAUUAAUAGCCAUGUUAUAACCUUAUAAGAUUUUGUCAUAUAGAAGACACAAAUUCAAACAUUAUCCCCUUAAUUUUGGGAAAAACAUGGUUUAUUUGUGGUCUAAGUCAACUGCACUACUUUACCCACAAUCCUAGAAUGUCACAGAGACAGCUCUGUUUGGUUGAUCCAGCUUUUACCCACAAAACAUCCAUGUUCUGCUGCUCCUAGGGAAUUUAAUUAACAAUUUUAACAAAGACUGUUUAAACAAUUAGAUAUGGUUUUGUAAAAGAUACAAGCUAGUCUGUUAUUAAACUACAUUACCCAAAAUCCAAUAGUAAUACAGUGUCAUCUCUGAUUGGUAGAGACUGCAGAUUUUGUCUGACAGCUGCUACUAGUGGAGUUAGUAGUUGGAUCAGAGGGUUUCAGAUCCGUGUUGUGCUAGAAUAUCAAGAUUUGGAUCCUUACCGAUCAGCAACAAGACUUAAUACCCACAUAAGUAGGUCUUAAUCUAAAAAUAAAGAUGUCUGAGGGUUUAGUUACUCUUUGAUAUCUGUAGAAGGGCCAAGAGCAUGUUUUUCCUUAUUUUGCUUUCACAUUUUACAUAACUGGGUUACAGCUUUUUCCUUCUUUUUGGAUUUCAAAUCAAAAAUCUGUCUACUGUAAAAGCACUGACCUUCCGUCUGUGUGCUUCAGUUUAAUCAUGAUUGACGUUCAAAUUUGCCAAAAAUAAUGACAGAAACAGUCUUUGGUGAUCAGGAGAUCUGAAACACAGGAUAAUCAACAGAAAUCACAGUGAUAUCGAUCAAUCAGACGCACUGUCUGCCUUCUUCUGCAAACUGCUGUCAAUCCCUUGUACUGUUUGUAAAUACAUGUAGUAUACAGACCUGCUAGAGGUGGCCUUGGACUUCACCGAGGGUGAAAAGGUCAGAAGUUAGUCAUCUGCUGUGCCUGUCUCUGAGGAUGCAUCAUACACUGAAUUUGUUUUUUCUGUUUCUUUGGUUUGCUCUGUGUUUUUUCUUUGUGUUUCCACUGAAAGCUAGUCAGGCCUAAAGGAGCGCUGCAGCAUCUCUGCAUGGUUUUUCUGUUGACUAUGGUUAUCAUUUACAGAACAGCUGAUGAUUCUACAGCGUGAGCACUUUUAAACCUUCUGAGCUGCUGCAGGUUUUUACUUUGGAUCCUAACAUUUGAAAAAAACAAUCCUCAGCAUUACUUGAAUCUUCCUUUAUUUAAGAAAAGUACCCAUGUAGAUCCCUUUAGUCCACCCAGGAACAUUUAGUUCUCUCUUCAACGAUGCAAUCUUACUCCACUUUGGUUAUUCCACGUCUGCUCUGCAUUACUAUGAAACUAUCACAAGUCUCUAACCUUAAUAACAGCAGAAACGCAGGAGGAGCGGAUAUUGAAGCCUAGAAAGUGUCCAGUUUCAAGGAAAUGAAUGCAAAGCAAUAUCUGUGCAAGAUAACUUUCCAAAGUUUGUCCUCUUUUAUCUCUACAUUCAACUUACAGAGAAGCAUCAGGACGUGUUUCUAAAAGGCAAAAUCUUUGACAAUCUCAUCACCGUUUUUGUUUUUGUUGUUUAGUAGUCAUUUCUAGAAUCCUAAAAGACCUGAAAAUAUUUCAUCUACGGCAUUUGAAAAUAUUUAGUAUACUAAACUUGUCCUAAAACAUAAUAAAAGACACCAAUGAGAAAGUAAGCAAAAUAUAAAUACAAACAAUAAAGUUCAAAUGAGCUGAAGUCCACUUCAAUUCUGUGUUAAAUCAAGCGUUCCUGGGCAUUUCAACUAAUACUGUGAAAAGUUAUGGAUCUUCUUCUUUUUUUAAAUUAUCAGUAGCCUAAUAAUAAUUGUCUGAGUAAGAGGUACCCAUCCCUGCUCUACAAGGAGAAAAAAAUAUGAAAAAGCAAUAAAACCUAUCAAGAAAUAUCUCACAACAAGAAAACCAAAAGAAACAUCCACAUAACUUAAGCUGGCCACACAUGACAUGAUUUUCAGCCUGACUUUAGACCAGAUUAGCCCCCUCUGACAAUUUAGGGGCACGUCCUUAGUCAAGGCUUGUCACAAGCAAUUAUUUGUCUAAAAAAUCCCAAAGCAUGUGAUGUCAAAACGAUUAUUUUUCUGUUCCCUGUCACACCAGAGCCUCCUGACAUUGAAUUGCAAAUAUCAAGUAUGUUUGAUAAUUACAAAUCAAUGUCAGUCAGUCUCAUGUACAACUAUUGAGAGCAAGCAGAUCAGGCAGCAUCACCACCUGGCUGCUACGGCUGAAAGGAUAAAAGUAUACCUUCAUCUUAUUUAGUUUUACCCUCAUUCUUUUCCUCUUGUUUUAACUUUUGUUGCAACCUAAUAAGCACAACGAUAGCCAGAUGAGGAUUUCAGUUGUCCUCUUUGUUUGUUUGUUUGUUGUUUUGUUUACGUCACGUUUGAUCGCAAGUUAAUGUGAGAUCUCAUGUAUGAGAAAUCUCCGUUGUCUGAUGGUCUGGCCCAGAGGUUUAAUGUGCACUCAGAGGAUUAUAAGACAAAGCCAUCCAGUGGCCUGUGUCACGUGUUUCCAUCUUUAUUUUCUAUACAUACACAAACUGUCACAUGUUGUAGGGUUUGUUUUUUUUUUGCAUUUCUGAAAAGUAUCAUCUUUUAAAAUUGUUUCCAUAUUUUAUUUUGAAUGUUUUAUAUCUUAUUUUGAUUUAUCUAGACAGUUAAAAAUAGCCAAAUCUUUUGGAUAUGAGGACAUUUGGAUCCUUAAACAUUCUGAGACCCCUUCUUUUGUUUGGAAUGUAUUUUUAAUUUCUGCAACAACAACAAUUAGUUUCAACAAAAAAAAAGAUGUCUAAGUACUGUACAACACAAACAGAAUCACACUCUCUUUACCUGUAGGUCUUAAUUUUACAAAAAAAAUGGCCAAGAUUGUCAAGAUAUUACCAAAAAUUUGUUAAAAUUCUUAAAAGAGAAUUUAAAAGAAAAUCCAUAAAAAACUCAAACAUUAUAUCCCUAAGACAUUUCGCUGCAACUUUCAGGAACAAAGCCUAAAAAUUUGAAUUUAAAAAAAUGCCCAAAAAUUCAUAAUAUUCUGAAAAUUUUCAAGUGAAUCCCUUAAAAUAUA
Cheilinus undulatus (humphead wrasse) is the source of this 6067-nucleotide messenger RNA. It is a transcript of the gene mcama, whose product is annotated as melanoma cell adhesion molecule a. The coding region runs from base 107 to 1957 and encodes 616 amino acids. Gene Ontology annotation, cellular component: plasma membrane. The transcript has 16 exons. The record is from RefSeq and is a predicted model, not a curated record. Gene Ontology annotation, biological process: angiogenesis. Lineage: Eukaryota; Metazoa; Chordata; Actinopteri; Labriformes; Labridae.